Molecule: messenger RNA, 1466 nt
Organism: Pectinophora gossypiella (pink bollworm)
Lineage: Eukaryota; Metazoa; Arthropoda; Insecta; Lepidoptera; Gelechiidae
Exons: 3
Coding region: 390-1400 (336 amino acids)
Source: RefSeq, a predicted model, not a curated record
CACAUGAUAUCGAUCUCAAGUUCAGGAUCUCAAGUAAACGUCCUAAUUGAGUGAACUAUAAACCGAACGAAUCAACGUUUCGUUCCUGCUUUAAAAAAAUAUUUCGGUUUAGGGCUUCAAACAUAUUAAAAAUUGUUCAAUUCUUUACUAAAAUGUUAAAAUUAUUAUAAUUCAAACGUAGGUUAUUUAAAUUUAUUAUAAAAACGGUCAUUUAACGUUUUAAAAAUAAUUUGUUAUGAUUUCAAAACGCAAUGUGUAGUGAAAACAAAACGCAACAAACAUCAUUCUCAAAAAAAAAAGACGCGUCCUUCGCAACCACUUGUUUUGUUUUUGUAUAGUUUAGACUUUAGUUAUCAAUAAUAAACGUAAAGUAAUUACUGUCCAUAACGAUGUCAACAAUUAAGAAGCAUAUUUUUACUCCCCUCGAGAAGAAAACUUUUUUGGAUAUAUUGAAAAGAUACUCCUCGGUGAUAGAGAAUAAGGAUACCGAUGGCGCUUCAUUACGCGCAAAAAAUGAAGCUUGGGAUAUUGUAACCAGAGAAUACAACGCAAGCCCUCAUGCUACCAAUCAGGUUACAAAUAAACAACUUAGGAGAUUGUGGAUGAACCUCAAGCAGCGGCAAAGGGAAGCACUGACAAAAGAACGUCAACAUCGGCUAGCUACUGGAGGAGGGCCUGCAACCAGUGAUGCAGUUGUAGACCCAGAUGUGUCUGAGGUGGCCCCUGCUCUAAUAGUUGGUAUCGAUGAUGCUGUUGACUCUGAUACAAUUCCAGUAACCGCUGACCUUGCCGUCCAAGAAGUAAAUAUGGACUUGCAGCCCGUCUCUUGUCUUCCCCCAACUUCUUCCCAAAUACCAUCCACCAGUGCAUUUUCUUCAUCACCAUUCCCAUGCGCUGUUGUUACACAAGCACCACUUGCCCUUGCCCCAACCCGGACAACAUUGACACCACCUCCACCUGGAGUAGGUCCACUACUGUCUCUCACUACAACCACUCCACCACCAGCUCUCCCUACAACCACUCCACCACCACCUCUCCCUACAUCCACUCCACCACCACCACCUCUUACUGCUUCCACUCCACCACCACCUCUUCCUACAUCCACUCCACCACCACGUCUUCCUACCCCACCUCCACGUUUUCCUACUCCACCUCUUAUUAACCCAUCAAAUACAGCUACCCAAACUUUUCAAAGGCAUAAAAGUUCUAUUCUGGAUAAGGAAUAUAAAGACAGACAGAGACGGGCUAAUGAGAUUCAUGAGUUGGAGGUUUUAUUGUUAAGAGAAAGAAUAAGAGAAGCAAAGGCGAGAGCAGACCUCGCAGAACUUCAACUGCAGCAGCAGUGUUCGUCAGGUACAUCAGUAUUAUCUACUUGCUCAUCAUACUAUUUUAAAAACUAGUAUAGCUUUGUUAAGUCCUGGGAUAAUUAAUAACACUUUUCAUCUAAUUUGUUUCAGAUACUGCAA